Molecule: messenger RNA, 2182 nt
Organism: Clarias gariepinus (North African catfish)
Lineage: Eukaryota; Metazoa; Chordata; Actinopteri; Siluriformes; Clariidae
Product: KIAA1328 ortholog
Exons: 11
Coding region: 156-1904 (582 amino acids)
Source: RefSeq, a predicted model, not a curated record
AUGUCAAUUGGUCGAUAAAAUGACCGACAGCUUUCUACGCGAAUAACAAAGGCCGACCGGGGCUUCGCGUGAAGGAAUAAACCAAUCACAGUGACGGAGAAGUAAAAAAAGGAGGAGCUUUUAGAGUUUCUUCAGAAGUGGCGGUUUGUUUCAAUAUGGCGGCGGUUGCAGAGGGAGAAACGGAUGCUGCUGGGAUUUAUUGGAUUAACGACACGUCAGAAGACGAUCAGUCAUCCGUAGUGUUUGUUCCAGGAGUGAGUAAAAAGAUGGGACUGAAGUCUGGCUCCAUAACCAGUAACGAAAAGAAGUCCAAGGGGAAACCUUCCUUAGACAUCCACGGGAGCAACAGGAAAAAAACAGGCAGAGUAUCAGUUUUACCUGCAGCGAAAAUGUCUUUACAGGCGAUCUCAGAUUGUUCAUCCCAAUCCAAAACUCUACCUCAGAUGUCAGGAGCGUCACAGACUCUGGACGACGCUUACAGACUGCAGGUCAGGAGCAAGGCUUCGUUGAAAGACCUUUGUCCAGAAGACAAGCGUCGCAUCGCCAACCUGAUCGAAGAGCUGGCAAAAGUAAGUGAGGAGAAAGAGGAAUCCGUGCAGAGGCUCAAAGACGAACAGGAGACGUUUGAGAAGAAGAUCCAACAGCUGGAACAGCAGAACAGACUCAUCGUCCGGGAAAGAGAGAGCUUGCAGCAGCAGUACAAGGAGUGUCAGGAGCUGCUGGGACUCUAUCAGCAGUACCUUUCCCAACAGCAGGAGAAACUCAAUCAGUCCAUCUCCCAGCUGAAUCACUCACGCUCCCACUCCCACUGUAAGAUAGCCAGCAGUGAGAGAACAUUAAGCAGAGUCCACAGUGAGAGAGGAAGAGGUGCUGCUCUCGACGGAUCUUAUUUGGACCCCCCUAAUUCUGGAAGAACAGGGUCAACAGGUUGUGCUCACUCAUUUAUAGCUGGCGUGCGCUCUGGGCCAACCUCCAUGCCCUCAUGUUGUAUCGAGCAUGAUGGAGGGAGUCACGAGGAAGAGCCAGCAGGUGUCCGCGAGCGUCCGGGGGGUAAUUGGAGUGAGCCAGCACACGAUAUGCGCUUUAAAAGGGAUCAGGUGGUCAGCGACGCCACUGAGCCGAGAGACUCAUGGCACGGAUCGGGACUGAAAAAUGGAACCGGGUGCAGCGCAGAGCCCAGCGAGACGGCGCCCUACAUUGGCAGAGAGGACUGGGAGGAAAAGCGCCAGCGCUUGCUCGUUCAGAAGAGGCAGCUGGAGGCGGAAAGAGAGAGGCUGCAGGUUCGACUUGCAGAGCAAGAAGAGAGGCUGCUAAAACAGAACCAGGAGCUCAGACAAUCCCGUCUCAACCAUAGCAAGUUUCAGCAAGAAUUAGAGCAGUCCUUUAAUGAAAUCAGAUAUAACAAAGCACCUCAGCGAAGUGUCACUGCAGAUCCACGCAGUGAAGGAAAAGAGGAAGGUCUUCAGGCCUUAAAGGAAAGUUCCAGACAGCCUUUAAGUGAAGUUCAACCACAAGAGCACAACCUUGAACAAACUCAACCCAGACUUUCAAACGAACUCUCUACAGUUGCUAGGAAGGAUAUGGCCACCUCUCCUGUGCCUGCCCAGAACUUCCAAAAAACUGCUCUACGCCAGGUGUUUCCUGCCAGCCAUCCCAGAACCCCCGGGUCAUCAAAGUUGGAUUCCUCUUUGGUUGAGCUCUUGGAUAUUUUCAGUCCGAUUAGUAACACGGAGAAAAGCAGAGUCAGCUCGUCUACACACAGGAGCCUCGCCGGCCCUCGUCAGACUCUCAGUGCCGUUCGGCCCGCGCGCAGCUCUGCGCUUUCUCCCCGUGGACAAACGCAGCCCUCACAGGAAGAGCUAGAGGAGAGUCAGAUUCUGGAAGACAUCUUUUUCAUUUGCUAACAAAAAAAACUUCACUAGAACCUUAAUGAGAGCACAAAACACUUUCCAGUAAUGUACAUAGAGCUUAAGUGCUAACCAUCAGACAGCUGUGCAUUAUUCCAUUUCUAAUUUCAUUACUAGAUUUCUAAUUAUUUGUUUGAUCGUUGGUCUUAAAUCGCUUCCCAGUGUCUGUAUUACUGCCUUAAUUGUUAUUGUAUGCCAAAGUAAUCAUUGAAUUUAUUUGUAAGGUUUUUAAAAAAGUUUUUUACUUUAACGCUAAUAAACAUGUACUGUAUUUA